AUGCCUCUAAUCCUGUACAUAAGUCCUACUGAUGGCAUCGCUCAAAUCCAUAACAUUAGUCCUACUGAUAGCAUCGCUCCAAUCCUUAACAUUAGUCCUACUGAUGGCAUGCAUCUAAUCCUUAACAUAAAUCCUUAUGAUGGCAUGUUUCGAAUCCUUGAUAUUUGUCCUACUGUUGGCAUGCCUCCAAUCCUUAACAUAAGUCCUGAUGAUGGCAUGCCUCCAAUCUUUAACAUAAGUCCUACUGAUGGCAUGCCCCCAAUCCGUAACAUUAAUCCUAUUGAUGGCAUGCCUCCAAUCUUUAACAUUAGUCCUACUGAUGGCAUGCCUCCAAUCCUUUACAUUAGUCCUACUGAUGGCAUUAUUCCAAUCAUUAACAUUGGUCCUACUGAUGGCAUGCCUCCAAUCCUUUACAUUAGUUCACCAGAUGGCAUGCCUCCAAUCCUUAGCAUAGGUCCUUAUGAUGACAUGCCUCCAAUCUUUAACAUAAGUCCUACUGAUGGCAUGCCCCCAAUCCGUAACAUUAAUCCUACUGAUGGCAUGCCUCCAAUCCUUAACAUAAGUCCUUAUGAUGGCAUGGUUCCAAUCUUUAACAUUAGUCCUACUGAUGGCAUGCCUCCAAUCCUUUACAUAUGUCAUACUGAUGGCAUGCUUCCAAUCCGUAACAUUAGGCCUACUGAUGGCAUGCCUCCAAUCCUUAACAUUAGUCCUGCUGAUGUCAUUAUUCCAAUCAUUAUCCUUAACAUUUGUCCUACUGAUGGCAUGCCUCCAAUCCUUAACAUUAGUCCUGCUGAUGGCAUUAUUCCAAUCAUUAACAUUUGUCCUAAUGAUUUCAUGCCGCCAAUUCUUUACAUAAGUCCUACUGAUGGCAUGCCUCAAAUCCUAAAUUUUAGUCCUACUGAUGGCAUGCCUCCAAUCCUAAACAUUAGUUCUACUGAUGGCAUACCUCCAAUCCUAAAUUUUAGUCCUACUGAUGGCAUGCCUCCAAUCCUAAAUUUUAGUCCUAAUGAUGGCAUGCCUCCAAUCCUAAACAUAAUUUUAACUAAUGUCAUGCCUCCAAUCCUUUACAUUAAUCCUGCUAACUGCAUGCCUCCAAUCCUUAACAUUAGUCCUACAGAUGGCAUGCCUCAAAUCCGUAAUAUUAGUCCUACUAAUGGCAUGCCUCCAAUCCUAAACAUAAAUUUAAAUAAUGGCAUGCCUUCAAAUCCUUUACAUUAG
Messenger RNA from Mizuhopecten yessoensis (Yesso scallop), 1218 nucleotides. RefSeq names its product myosin light chain kinase, smooth muscle-like. The record is from RefSeq and is a predicted model, not a curated record. The transcript has a single exon. The coding region runs from base 1 to 1218 and encodes 405 amino acids. NCBI's taxonomy places the organism in Eukaryota, Metazoa, Mollusca, Bivalvia, Pectinida, Pectinidae.